Scheffersomyces amazonensis is the source of this 1499-nucleotide messenger RNA. Its product is annotated as dihydrofolate synthase. Gene Ontology annotation, cellular component: mitochondrion; cytosol; cytoplasm. The record is from RefSeq and is a predicted model, not a curated record. Gene Ontology annotation, biological process: folic acid-containing compound biosynthetic process. Bases 60 to 1397 code for a protein of 445 amino acids. The transcript has a single exon. Gene Ontology annotation, molecular function: ATP binding; dihydrofolate synthase activity; tetrahydrofolylpolyglutamate synthase activity. NCBI's taxonomy places the organism in Eukaryota, Fungi, Ascomycota, Pichiomycetes, Serinales, Debaryomycetaceae.
UAUGUCUAAUAUAUAUAUAAAUAAUAACUAUAUAACAUAUAAUAUAUAACAUAUAACAAAUGCCGAUUGAUCUCGGAUUGGCAAGGAUAUCCAAAUUGUUAAAGCAUUUAAAUAAUCCUCAUAUAAAUGCAUUUAAAUCAAUUCAUAUAGCUGGUACAAAUGGUAAAGGAUCUACUAUAGCUUAUCUUAGCUCAAUAUUAACUCAAUCUAGAAUUCCUAAUGGAAGGUUCACAUCUCCUCAUAUGCUUUAUUAUAAUGAUUGUAUAUCGAUUAAUAAUGAAAUAUAUCCCUGGGAUAAGUUUAAAAAGGUUAAUGAUUUCAUACUUGAACAAAAUUCAUUAUUACAAUUAGGAUGUACAGAAUUUGAAUUAUUAACUGUAACUGCAUUUAAAAUAUUUGAAUUAGAAAAAAUAGAUAUAGCUAUUAUAGAAGUAGGAUUAGGAGGUAGAUUAGAUGCAACUAAUGUAUUAGAACCAUAUUCUGAAACGUCAAAAGGUGGAGUUAUUGCUAGUGGUAUAACCAAAAUAGGAUUUGAUCAUGAAAAUUUACUUGGACAUACAUUAUCAGCAAUUGCCUUUGAAAAAGCUGGAAUUAUAAAAGCAGGAAUUCCAUGUGUAGUUGAUAGAUCAAAUAAUAAAGAAGUUAUACAAGUUAUACAAGAAAAGGCACAACAACAAUCAUCAGAUAUUUAUCUUGUUGAUGGUAUAAAUGAAUCAUCUCCACCUCCAACAUUAUCAGAUUUUAAAUUAUCUACUGCAAAAGAAGUUUUGAAAUCUUCACCUUUAAGAGGGGAUUAUCAAUUACAAAAUUUGAGUAUAUCUCUCAAAAUUAUUGAAUUAUUAACUAUAACUAAUCAUAUAAAUUUAACCUUAGAGCAAAUAAAAGAAGGGAUAAAACAUACUUCAUGGCCUGGUAGACUUCAACAAAUAACUAUUCCUACCCUUAAUAAUUUAUCUAUCUUAUUAGAUGGAGCUCAUAAUGAAAGUGCUGCUAUAGAACUUGGAAAAUUUCUUGAUAUUGAGAGACAUAAUAAUAAUAAUAAUAAUAAUAAUAAUAAUAGUGGAAUUAUAUUUAUAAUUGCUAUGACAUCAGGUAAGAAUAUUAAAUCAAUUCUUAGUCAUAUAGUAGAUAAAGAAAAAGAUACAAUAAUUGUGACUGCUUUUAGUCAACCUGAUCAAAUGCCCUGGAUUCAAAGUUAUGAUAUAAAAUAUCUUCAACAUGAAGCAUCACUUUAUGUUAAUGACGUAGAUCCAUUAAUUGAAACAAAUAUAUCUAAUGUACUUAAACAUGUGGCAACUAAUUAUAGACACAAGAAUGACACUAGACCUAUAGUACUUUGUGGCAGCUUAUAUUUAUGUGGGGAUGUACUUCGCUACAUUGAAGCAGCCACCUCGUAAAUAUUAUUAAGAUUAAUAUUAUUAGUAUUAUUAUUAUAAUUAAUAUUAUUAUUAGCGAGUCCGGAAAAAUAUAUACAUCAAAACGCGCGUUACGGAGUAGAC